Molecule: messenger RNA, 2878 nt
Organism: Spodoptera exigua (beet armyworm)
Lineage: Eukaryota; Metazoa; Arthropoda; Insecta; Lepidoptera; Noctuidae
Source: the annotation of a GenBank genome assembly
GUACAGUGCUUAGACCAUAGAUUGAUCUAAUUCAUUCAAAAGUUUAUAGUGGAGUCGUACAAAAUAUAAUAUUAUAUAGUGUCAAUAUCAUUUAAACGAAUGACUUUUCAAAGUAUUAAAUUCAAUGGUCUAAUGUAAAAAGCCAUGAUUUCGAAUCUUUAAAAAGGUGUUCUGAAUCACUGACACUUAAUGUGUGAAUGUUUUUUUUACUAGAUUUACAUGUGUGAGUGGAUAAUACGUAAUUAGUUUUUUUUUAAAUACAUUCUAGUUUAGUUUAUUAGAGAAACGUUUUUACUUUUUGACACCUAAAUAAUAACAAAAGUAUUCUUUUUGGUUACAGUAGCAGGUCGACCUUCAAAAAUGACCUUUAAACUCCACAGUCAAUAGGAAUCUUAUGCGCAUGCGUAGAUUAUCCGUCAAAUUUUGUUUGGCGCGCUGAUAACUACGACUACUUUGAUCACGAUGAAAUUACAUAUUUUAGUCAUACGCCAGAUACCUCGUACAGCUCACGUUUCUAACAUUUUCUUCGGUAACUUAAUCACUUUCAACGAAAAUGUCUAGUGAAGAAUUAAAUAUCAAGAGAAAAAUGGCACGACAGAAUGGUAUUGUGCAACCCUUGUUGACUGAUCUUUAUCAAAUAACUAUGGCCUAUGCUUAUUGGAAAUCUGGAAAAGUCAAUGAUGUUGCCGUAUUUGAUUUAUUUUUUCGCACAAACCCUUUCCAAGGUGAAUUCACCAUAUUCGCAGGUCUUGAAGAAUGUUUGAAGUUUUUAGAAAACUUUCAUUAUUCUGAUAGUGAUAUUCAAUAUUUGCAGCAGACUUUACCUGAGAAUAUUGAGCCUGAAUUCUUUGCUUAUCUGAAGGACUUAACUUGCAAGGAUAUAAGAGUGAGUGCUAUUGAGGAAGGAUCUGUGGUUUUUCCAAGGGUGCCCUUAUUAAGAGUUGAAGGACCUUUAAUUGUAGCGCAGUUGCUGGAAACCACUUUAUUAACUCUCGUCAACUUUGCAAGUUUGAUGGCAACCAAUGCUGCACGGUAUCGAAUGGUAGCUGGAAAAAAUGUGUCUUUACUUGAAUUUGGAUUGCGGCGAGCUCAAGGACCUGAUGGAGGGUUAUCGGCGUCAAAGUAUGCUUACAUAGGUGGAUUCGAUGGUACAAGCAAUGUAUUGGCUGGAAAAAUGUUCAAUAUACCAGUGCGUGGCACUCAUGCACAUUCAUUCGUGACGUCGUUCAGCACCCUGGAUGACUUGCACUCAGUCAUAAUCCGACACGCUGAGACCCAGAACCCAUGCAACUUACUCGAGCUGUCGAUAGAGUGGCGCAAGCGAGUGUCCGCCGUUAUAGACAUAUCUCCGGAGGAAGCGAGCGACGGAGAACUAGCUGCCCUCAUAUCGUAUGCCCUAGCAUUCCCGUCGGGUUUCUUGGCUCUAGUGGAUACGUACGAUGUCAAGAGGUAUAAUUUUCAAGGCUUACCGUCACGACACAGGCAGCAUAACAUGAAUGGGCAUUCUGGCUACAAUAGCAACUGUGGAACCAAUGGUACUAGAGUACUCAAAUCACCGACUAUUCAUAGUCCGUAUGGAUAUAGCACGGUCGAACGCACACUGAGGAGUGGUCUGCUAAACUUCUGUGCCGUGGCGCUAGCGCUAAACGAUUGUGGCUACCGAGCGGGUGGUAUCCGUAUCGACAGCGGUGAUCUGGCUUACUUGUCUGUCCUAGCACGCGAGACCUUUGAGAGCAUUGCUGAAGCUUUCAAACUACCUUGGUUCUCUAAACUAACCAUUGUAGCCUCUAACGACAUUAAUGAAGAAACAAUACUUAGCUUGAACGAACAAGGACACAAAAUCGAUACGUUCGGGAUUGGGACACACCUAGUAACAUGUCAGCGUCAACCAGCACUAGGUUGUGUCUAUAAGCUGACGGAGAUAAACGGACAGCCCCGCAUCAAACUGAGUCAAGAUGUAGGGAAAGUGACGAUUCCAGGUCACAAAGAGGCGUACAGACUAUUCGGUGCUGACGGGCAUGCACUGAUUGACUUGCUGCAACGGUCCUCGGAGCCGGCGCCAGAAGUCGGCCAGAAAGUACUCUGUAGGCAUCCUUUCCAAGAGUCCAAGAGAGCCUACGUGAUUCCUAGCAAAGUAGAACAUUUAUAUAAGGUAUACUGGAAGGAUGGCAUUAUCCACACGAUGCCGAAACCAUUGCACGAGGUCCGCCAGCGAGUCCAAUCCUCACUGAAAACUUUGCGGCAAGAUAUCAAGAGAAACUUAAACCCUACGCCUUACAAGGUGGCAGUCAGUGAUGACUUGUACAAUUUCAUCCAUGACUUGUGGCUCCAAAACGCACCCAUCGGAGAAUUGUCAUGAAAGGAAUGAAAUAAAAGUUAGUACAUAUAUCACACAUGCACUACAAGAAGAAAAUCAAGAGCUUGGUAAAUCUUCUCUAAGAAAGAAAACAACGAAAAACUUCACGUGGUAGUAAUAGGACUAUUUAUAUGAAGUGCAACUUUUAAUAUUAUUAUGAUUGUUUUUAUAUUAAAUAUUAUAAUAUUACAUAGGUAAUAGAUACACAUAUUGCGAAAAGAAAAUCUUGCAUGUUCGUUCUAUAUAUAAGUGACUAGAGAUACGGAAACUUAAGUCACAAAUAUAUAAAGUAUUAGUGUUUUAGCACCACAACGUAUUCCUGUGCAAUCUAAAUAAGUGUAUGGUAUAAUAAGUUUUUAUCAAAAGUAUAUGUGGUACCUACAUGUGAAAUAGGAAAAGAUUUAAUUAUUUACUUUAAGUCGGGAUCAAUAUAUUUACUGUUACGUACAUAGAACAUUGCCUAUUUAAUCGAAGUAUUUUAUAAUAUUUACAACGGAAUCCUACACAUUUUGUCUAGAAUAA